Messenger RNA from Gallus gallus (chicken), 2522 nucleotides. It is a transcript of the gene NXN, whose product is annotated as nucleoredoxin. Gene Ontology annotation, molecular function: thioredoxin-disulfide reductase (NADPH) activity. The transcript has 9 exons. Lineage: Eukaryota; Metazoa; Chordata; Aves; Galliformes; Phasianidae. The record is from RefSeq and is a predicted model, not a curated record. The coding region runs from base 66 to 1526 and encodes 486 amino acids.
GGGCGGGGCGGAGCGGAGCGGAGCGGCGCAGAGCGGGAUCGGGGAGCGGAGCGGAGCGGCGCGGGAUGGCGGGCGCCCUGACGGAGGUGCUGGGCGAGGUGCUGGUGGCGGCGGACGGCGAGGAGGUGGCGGUGUCGGCGCUGGCCGCCCGCGGGGUCUCGUUGGUGGGGCUGUACUUCGGCUGCAGCCUCAGCGGCCCCUGCGCGCAGCUCGGCGCCAGCUUGGCCGCCUUCUACGGGCGCUUCAGGGGGGAGGCGGCGGCGGCCGGAGCUCAGCGCCUCGAGAUCGUCUUCGUGUCGGCGGAGCAGGAGCAGCAGCAGUGGCAGGAGGCCGUGCGGGCCAUGCCUUGGCUGGCGCUGCCCUUCGCCGAGAAACACCGCAAGUUUGACUGCCUGCCUGCUGCUGUUGCGUCAUGGCAUCGGCCGAAAUGUUGCAAUAUGAUCACCCUCUGCCCGGAGCACAGCAAGCCCUUCUGCUCUCAAAACAAAGACCAGAGAGCUCUGAGGAUGCUCCUGCUCACCGUGCUGGCAUGGGGAGAACCUGGUCUGUGGAAUGAAGUCCCAAGUGCUGCACUUCAGCUGAAACUGUGGAACAAGUACAGAGUCUCCAACAUUCCUUCCCUGAUAUUUAUCGAUGCCUCUACUGGGAAGGUGGUUUGCAGGAAUGGCCUCCUGGUGAUCCGUGAUGACCCAGAAGGUCUGGAGUUCCCAUGGGGGCCAAAACCCUUCAGUGAAGUUGUUGCUGGACCUCUGCUAAGGAACAAUGGCCAGACACUAGAUAGCAGUGCUCUGGAGGGCUCUCAUGUCGGGGUCUACUUCUCUGCACACUGGUGCCCACCCUGCCGAAGCCUCACACGGGUCCUGGUGGAGUCCUACCGGAAGAUCAAGGAGGCUGGCCAGAAAUUUGAGAUACUCUUCGUUAGUGCAGACAGGUCAGAGGAUUCCUUCAAGCAGUAUUUCAGUGAGAUGCCCUGGGUAGCUGUCCCGUAUGCGGAUGAGGCCAGAAGGUCACGCCUGAAUCGACUCUACGGCAUACAAGGCAUCCCGACACUCAUCGUGCUGGACUCCCAGGGUGAGGUGAUCACACGGCAGGGGCGGGUGGAGGUACUGAAUGACAUCGAGUGCCGAGAGUUCCCCUGGCACCCCAAACCCGUGCUGGAGCUGACAGACUCCAACGCCGUGCAGCUGAACGAGGGCCCCUGCCUUGUUCUCUUUGUAGAUUCAGAGGAUGACGGAGAGUCGGAGGCAGCGAAACAACUGAUUCAGCCCAUAGCUGAAAAAAUCAUUGCCAAGUACAAAGCCAAAGAGGAGGAGGCACCGUUGCUCUUCUUUGUGGCAGGCGAGGAUGACAUGACCGACUCUCUGCGGGAUUACACCAACCUGCCUGAGGCUGCGCCCCUGCUCACCAUCCUGGACAUGUCGGCCAGGGCCAAGUAUGUGAUGGAUGUGGAGGAGAUCACGCCGGAGAUCGUGGAAGCCUUCGUCAGCGACUUUCUAGCAGACAAGCUAAAACCCGAGCCCAUCUAAGGGAGCUUCUGCACCAACAGACAUUAUUUAAAACUAGGUCUCUCUUCCGCCGCUCAUGGAUUCUCCAGCGUGUUCUCACGCCUGACCCAGUAUCCAACCUUCUUGUGGUGCCUUGUUCUACGCAGUGAAUCCUUCUCCUAAGCAAACUCCUUGAGAUGCACUUUCAGCAGGGAGUCGUUGGCGUUCGGAGACUUCGCUUGUGCUUCAUGGUGAUAUAUUCUCUAAUAACCAGGCCAGAACUGUUACCGUACUUACUUUAUACAUGGCACUAGCUAGCAGGCAAAUCUUUUUGCAUGGUGUUCUUCCCAACGUAUGCAUCAGGCGGUGGAUGGGGUUCUCGGGGCUCUUUUCUUCUCCUUCUCCCCUUUCUUUCCUUUCCUACAACCUCCGCUGACUAAAUUACUUUAAGGAAGCAAUAAGGAAAUUGUCCCCUUUGCCCCCGCCCCACCUUCCUUCCCCACUCGAGUAACAGUGCCCUGAUGAGGCCAAACAAAGUCUUAACUGCUGACAACCUCUGAAAGACCACAGCGCAGCCAGGCUUUUCCUCCUCGGGGUGAGAACUUCCUGGGUAGUUUUCCCACCCCACACACCGACAGCCUUAUGCAGCAUUGGCUGCGCACGUCAGGGGAAGUCCAACCGCCCCGUGGCACACAGAUAUCCCCUCCUGCACUGAGCCAGGAGCAGAACACCACCAGGCUGCCCUCGUCUCCCCGUGGUCUCUCCCUUGUGCUCUCCCUGUCCCUUCUCCCUCCUGCUCCUUCUCUCUGGUAUGAAUUGUCGACCCCUCUAUGUUAGUUGUUUUUUGUAGGUGUGUCCCAAACCUGACAGUAAUGGUGCUGUUCUUUAAAAAAAAAAAAAAGAAAAAAAAAAGAAAAAAAAAAGAAAAAAAGAUUCCUCCCCAGUCCCUAGCAGCACAGCCAAGCCCCCUCGAAAGUGACAUUGUAAAAACUGUACAUGGUGAUUGGAACUUUGUAAUAAAACUGAUCUAAUAACCGA